Lichtheimia ornata is the source of this 1329-nucleotide messenger RNA. RefSeq lists its product as uncharacterized. The transcript has 3 exons. Gene Ontology annotation, molecular function: serine-type endopeptidase activity. Gene Ontology annotation, biological process: proteolysis. Bases 1 to 1329 code for a protein of 442 amino acids. Lineage: Eukaryota; Fungi; Mucoromycota; Mucoromycetes; Mucorales; Lichtheimiaceae. The record is from RefSeq and is a predicted model, not a curated record.
AUGGUUAAAAUAUCCAUCUUUGCUUCAUCCGUUCUUGUUUUAGCUGCUAGUACGACUGUAGCAGCUGCAGCCUCGAUCCCAGCAACAUUCUUUGAUCCAUGGCGUGGUAUUGGUGGUGACGAUAAUAGCUAUGACCGCUUCCUUGCACCCUUGUAUCGUUCUUCUGAUACCGAGAUCAUCAAGGAUUCCUACAUCAUCGUGCUGAAAGACCAUGUGGAUGUUCAUGCACACUGCCACCGGGUAACAAACUUCAGCAAGAAAAAGCGUAGCCAUGACGACGAGCUUGAUGCCAUGGAAAUGGGCAUCCGCCAAACGUAUCAUCAAAAUGGAUGGAAGGGAUAUGCAGGUCGCUUCUCACCCACCAUGAUUCAACAAAUACGCAGCUCACCUGAAGUAGCCUACGUGGAACAUGAUUCGAUGGUGUAUGCCUCUGAGCUUCAACGCAAUGCUCCUUGGGGAUUGGCACGUAUUUCGCAUCGACGUGGUAUUUCGUUGUGGACAUUUAACAAGUACCCACAUGAUGAAAAUGGCGGUGAUGGUAUCAAUGUGUUUGUUGUUGAUACCGGUAUAAACAUCAAUCAUGUUGAUUUCGAAGGUCGAGCCUCUUGGGGUGCCACUUUUGCAAGUGAUGGUGACACAGAUGGAAAUGGUCAUGGGUCACAUUGUGCAGGUACCAUUGCAGGUCGUCGCUUUGGUGUUGCCAAACAAGCUAUGCCGGUUGCUGUUAAGGUUCUCAGUGCUCAAGGUUCCGGUAGCAAUUCAGAUGUACUUGCAGGCAUCAACUGGGUCAUUGAAAAGAGCCGUGCUGAUCGAGAAGAAGCUAAAAAGAAAGGUGCUCGCUAUAAAGGUGCCGUUGCCAACAUGAGUCUUGGUGGUGGCAAAUCACGUGCAUUGGAUCAAGCUGUCAAUAGUGCUGUGGAAAGUGGUGUUGUAUUUGCAGUAGCUGCCGGCAAUGAUGGUCGUGAUGCCUGUCAAUAUUCACCCGCCGCUGCAGAACAAGCUAUCACUGUGGGUGCAACCAAUCUACGUGAUCAACGUGCUUACUUUUCAAACUAUGGCCCUUGCGUUGAUGUAUUUGCUCCUGGCCAAGAUAUCAUGUCUGUAUGGAAUAAUGGCAACUAUGGCACAAACACCAUCUCAGGCACAUCCAUGGCAUCUCCCCAUGUCGCUGGUCUCGCUGCGUACUUUUUGAGCAUGGAAGAAGACGAUGAUGUCUCACCCAAGGUCAUCAAGGACAAGAUCCUCAAAACUGCUACUCGCAACAUGCUUACAAACAUCCCACGUGAUACGCCAAACCUCAUGAUCUAUAAUGGUUUCCUCGAGAAUUGA